AUGUUCCGUAACACAUUAUUAACGAUAGGCCGUCGUUUGUAUUCUUUAACUCCCGAGGAAAAGCUUAUAACAGACAAAUUGAGUAAAGAACUAAAGCCAUCUUCAAUUACAGUAAGUGACAUUAGCGGUGGAUGCGGGUCUAUGUUCUCAAUCGAUGUUACAAGUGAAAAAUUCCAGGGCCUUUCUAUUGUCAAACAACACAAAUUGGUUAAUGAUAUUUUGAAGGAUGAUAUCAAAAGAUGGCACGGCUUACAACUCCGUACAAGAAAGGAAUAG
This is a messenger RNA of Kluyveromyces marxianus DMKU3-1042, 276 nucleotides long. It is a transcript of the gene BOL3, whose product is annotated as Bol3p. The coding region runs from base 1 to 276 and encodes 91 amino acids. NCBI's taxonomy places the organism in Eukaryota, Fungi, Ascomycota, Saccharomycetes, Saccharomycetales, Saccharomycetaceae. The transcript has a single exon. The record is from RefSeq and is a predicted model, not a curated record.